This is a messenger RNA of Rotaria sp. Silwood1, 549 nucleotides long. NCBI's taxonomy places the organism in Eukaryota, Metazoa, Rotifera, Eurotatoria, Philodinida, Philodinidae. The record is from the annotation of a GenBank genome assembly.
AUGUAUGGAAUUUCAACACCAGCAUUGUCAAAUCAUCCUGGUCGAGCAGCUCUAAUAUCAGGUCCUCCACGACAAUCAAUUAGUCAAAAUAUUUCAAACAAUAAUCGAUUAAUUACAUCUAGUACAACAACUGCAUCAUCACCAUCAUUAAGUACUAUUGAACAAAGUUCACAUUAUUUAUCAUCACAUAAUCAUUCUGAACAACCAUUAAAUAGUGGUAGUGGAACAUCGACAAGUAGUCGUACGUCCAUAUCCGAUACUAAUGAAACAACGCAAAGAGAUAGUAAUAAGUCUAGUUCAAGUGUAACAGCACCUAAAAGUUUACUUGAAUGGCAUGAACAACCAGUCAAUCUUAGUGAACAACCACUUCUGCCCGAAAAAGUUCAUGUUCAAAUUCUUUCACCUAACAGCGAUCGAACAACUACACGUUUUUUUGUUGACAAUGACCUUGCCAGUCUGAUUAUGCCAAAUGGAGAAUUGAAAACGAAAGAUCUUGCAACUAAAACUGAAGCCAUAAAUAAUCAAUUGGAUGACAAUGAAAAUAAAUGA